Messenger RNA from Ilex paraguariensis (yerba mate), 345 nucleotides. Lineage: Eukaryota; Viridiplantae; Streptophyta; Magnoliopsida; Aquifoliales; Aquifoliaceae. The record is from the annotation of a GenBank genome assembly.
AUGUUGAAAUUGAAACUAGAGAGAGUUGAUUGCAACAUGACCCAAACUUGGAGGGGCAUUUUUGUAAUUAACCCAAAUAUCAAUGUAUCUGAAUUGUAUUAUGCUCCUUUAUUAUUUGAACUAAGGCUUGCUCACCGAGGUACAGAAUCAAUUAAUCUCGAUUCUCUGAUCUAUUAUGGUCCUCCACUUAAUUGCACUCACGCUCAAUGGCUCAUCACUCAAAUGGGAGAACUUCAUCCAUCACCAAGUUGCCUCCUAUAUCCUGAGAGGGCUUACAAUUUUAAAUCAAUUAUCCACUAUUUGUUGUUGGUGAUUUCUCAUGUACAUCUUCCCCCGGCUUGUUAA